Clunio marinus is the source of this 324-nucleotide messenger RNA. NCBI's taxonomy places the organism in Eukaryota, Metazoa, Arthropoda, Insecta, Diptera, Chironomidae. The record is from the annotation of a GenBank genome assembly.
AUGAAAGAAUUGUGCGUAACUAUUNAUCAUGCAUUGAAAGUUUGGAAAUUUCGUGAGGGAAUUGAAGUGCCUGAAGAUGGUUUUGGUUCAGGAUAUCCUGGUGAUCCAGUAACAAAGAGAUUUCUUCAGGAAUAUGAACCCGUCUUUGGUUUUCCACGAAUUGUCAGAUUCAGUGCGAGUACCGCAGUGAAUGCUUUGGAAGGAUCAGCUUUUGCUGUUGAAUUUGAAGAAGAAGAUCAACCGGGAAAAGAAAAAGUUAGGCUAGGCUCCAAAAAGAUGACUUCUUUCUUCAAAGCGGAAGUUCCAGUGAAGAAAUUCAAAUGA